AUUGCUUUGUUCAUAAAUAAAUAUACACCUUUGGUUUGUUCAAAAGGGAAAAUUAAACAGCAAGAAAAGAAUAGGAAGAAAAUAGAGAUGAACUUUAACAAAGAGGGUGCAAAGCUGGAAUUGGCGCUCAACUUAUCUCCGCCGCAAGCCGCCACCAGUCCUCAGUCACCGCUAAGAUCGUCUCCUCUUUCCAUGAAGCUGUCAUCACCGAGCUCGUGCGUGUCAUGGGACCCGAGCCCGGCGGGGGACGACGACGGAAGCAGCGCCGCUGCCGUGGAGGGCGGUUCGAUGAAGCUUGUGGGCUGCCCUAGAUGCCUCAUGUACGUUAUGCUGGCGCCCGAACAUCCAAAAUGCCCCAAGUGCAAAAGCUCCGUCUUGCUUGAUUUCUUCCAUGACCAAAGGGUCAACGGCUCUAAGAAGUGAAGGUUGACUUUUUUUCUCAAAAAAUGUGAUCCCCUUCACGAAUUGGGCCGGGCUUAGCUUUGCUAUACUCACAAACCUACUCUGGCCUAUAUAUAAAGCUCAUUAAAGUAUUAUCAUAUUUAUGUUGUUUUUAUUAUUUUAUUGAUGUUGAUCGGGGGUAAUUAACUAACCAUUGACAAGGUUGGCCUAUGAUCAGGCUAUAUGGCUUAGCCGAUUACCAAACUUUUCUACCAGUAAUGUAAUAUAUUUAAAGCUAUACUAAUGUACGUAAUAAAUAAUAAGACUAUGAACUUUGAUAGUGAUGAAACUCGAAUACAAUAUUUGUUCGUAUUAA
Cuscuta epithymum is the source of this 757-nucleotide messenger RNA. The record is from the annotation of a GenBank genome assembly. Lineage: Eukaryota; Viridiplantae; Streptophyta; Magnoliopsida; Solanales; Convolvulaceae.